CGUUGACUAAAUAUAUCUACUGACAUCAGACAGUCCGAUGGCAGCAGCUUCGACCGUGGGGAUGGUGCCACUGCUGGUCAGCUGGCUUUCUUGUUUAUACAUGCCUGUGGCACUGGGCUUAUACUGUUUCCACCGCAACCAUCCGUGCAUCAAGUACCGCCAGCCGAGACGAAUGGCGGUCAUCGCCGGCUCCCUUGGCGCGUGUGCGCUGUCGCUGCCCGUUCUCGUCUUUACGGACGCGCACUGCCAUCUGUACUCGCUCUGGUUCUCCUGUAGCAUCUGCGCUUUGGUGUCGUACCUGCUCAUGCAGUGCUCGGUGGUGAUUUCAUUCCAGAUCACCGAACUCCUCGCCCAGCCCAAACUCGCCACCGCCGAGUCCGUGCACCGCACCAUGCAAAGGCGGUGGUUCCUCCAUCGAAAAGUCCAAAGCGCCGUGUUCGUCCUCACGAAUGCGUUCGUGCUCGGGCCUAUCUACUACCCGUUCGCAGCCCACUUUGACGUGCUGGUUACCCACACCCGAGGGGCUUGCUUUGACGAGACUUCGUGGGACAUUCUCCUGGCCGAGAUAGGGCUCAUCGGGGCGCUGUCGUUCGCGUUAGCCAUCCACGUCAGCCGAGUUGUCGACAACUUUGGCCUCCGCCGUGCGUUUUUAGCGACUUCCAAAGCCGGUAUUCUUUGCAUGGCACUCCAGUUUCUGCUGUCCAUCGGCACGUACAAGUUGCAGUGGACUUGGCUCGAUGACUUUUACGUGCUCGACUCGACAGCGUCGUUGCCUUUCCACGCGUUUUUCUACUUUAACCUGCUGCACCCCCUCAAGACGGUGCUGCGGCCGUCGACGUUUCACCAGCGCGUGAUGGUGCUCUCCGACCCAUUUUCCCAACACCGAGCGCACUCGACCUCCCACUUUAAAGCGUUCCUGCUUCAUCCGGAUGGUUUCCGCGCCUUCCUCGAGUUCUGCCGGCUCGAACUUCGGCUAGAACUACUCCUAGCAUGGCAAAUGCUCACGCAAUUCGAAGCCGCGCCGACCUCCCGCGCGGCCAUCCACGUGUUCGAAACGUGUUUCGAACCCCACUGCAUGUACGCCACGGACAUCGGGGCGAAUUGGCGACCCCACUUUGCGCCCCACCGACUGACGUGGACGCACCACACGACAGUAUUCCUGUCUCCGUCCCUGUUCUGCCACGUCACGGCCGCGCUCCUCCAGCGCAUGUACGACGUCCAGUUCCCGCGCUUCCUGCAGCACCCCAGGGGCGUCCUCGCAUGGCACGAGUUCCUCGACCGCAAACGGGCUGUGGAGAAACUCGACCAAGUUCUCACGAUGGUCAACCGCCAGGGGUCGUCUACGUCGUCGUUUCAGAUGAAGCUGCACCUGCCAUUGCACUUUAAUGGAGGGUAAAGUAGAUCUAGUGUAUGUACUAGUACCUCGUGGUAGUAGGAGACUCUUGAAAGGUACGACGAAUGCGGCGCUGAAUGCUGAAUUGCAUUCCCU
Molecule: messenger RNA, 1489 nt
Organism: Aphanomyces astaci
Lineage: Eukaryota; Oomycota; Saprolegniomycetes; Saprolegniales; Verrucalvaceae
Exons: 2
Coding region: 38-1396 (452 amino acids)
Source: RefSeq, a predicted model, not a curated record